AUGCAACAUACAACCAUUGCCCAUGGAUUCGAUUCCAUUCACCCAGAAUCCCAGAAUAAACCAACCAGUACCUCCCACAAAACUGAAAUCAUCAUUGCAAAAACAAGCAUUACCAACAAACAAUCAAUAAGACAAUCCAGAGCAAACCAUGCCUCCCACUCACACCUCUUCCAGUGGCAGCAUCACAUCACCAACAGCAGCAACGAAGAAACCCUUCGUACACCAUUGUUGCCCACAGAAAACUUUGAAAACACACUUCCCGACGGAAUCCUGACAAUCAACGCCUUUGAAAUUGCAGAAGGUGGAUACGACGAAUUUGUUGCCACCAUUUUGAAUCGUUUGGUGGAGAUUUGUCAGGCGAAUCCAUGGCUGCUGGGUCGCUUGGAACAGACUCGGACUAUCUCUCUCACCAGUCCUCUGAAUGGAGACUUUGAAAUAGUGACACCAGUCAAUCUGGAUCGAUCUGCCCUCCAAGCUCGCAUCCAAAAGGACGUCUUUGUCGAAUCACCCAGCGACCUUGACUGGUGGAACACACUCGAUGGAUCUCCCUUGGCCGACCUCAUGAACUUUGUCGCAGCAAAGGGACCCACUGCAAAUUCCACCACCGGUCUACACCCCAAUCUACCGGGACGAACCUAUCACGAUUUGAGCAAACUCCUCAAGUCCCAUCCUGACACGGGCAUUCCCACGGGCCCCGAAAGUGCCAAAGCCCAAAGCUCCUUAUUUCGUGUCGUGAUCUUGCCCACACCGACGCGCCGCCAUGCCUUUUUGAUCAUGGGCAUGUCCCACACCGUGGCUGAUGGCAAUACAUACCAUCGCAUCCUCCACAUGCUCUUGGGAAGUACCAAUCGUAAAACAAGGCAACCUGUGGAAAUUGUGCCUCUUGCAUACGACAUGCGAGCGUCAUCUCUGGAAUUGCAACAAGAGGUGGAUCUUCAGACUUUGGUCAAGAAUUACAAACGGGAACGAGAUGCUGUCGUCCCCGAAGCCAAACUCAUGGAUCAAAUCAAAUUGGGAUUGGACAUUGGACGGUCUGCCAUGAAGGAACAAUUCUAUGAGGGACGACAACUGCAAUCCUUUGUAACACUGGUGAACUUGCAAGAGAUAAAUCGCCUCAAGGAGGAAUAUGCAGCUCCCCAAUUCCAAGACGCUGUUUUUGCAGAAGACAGUGAGCGGCCUCCCAAGAGUCAGACCUUGUCUACCAAUGAUAUCUUGGUAUGUGAGCUUUCCAAACUCUUGAAUAUCGAUCGAGUUGAUACUCUUGAAUAUCGAUCGAGUUGA
This is a messenger RNA of Seminavis robusta, 1281 nucleotides long. The record is from the annotation of a GenBank genome assembly. Lineage: Eukaryota; Bacillariophyta; Bacillariophyceae; Naviculales; Naviculaceae.